GGUGAAGCAGCUUUUUGAGCUGAAACAUAUUUUCAAUUUCUUCGAUCCUUUUUUCAAUGGGUUUGGGAGCUUUGAUUUUUCAAAUUCCUCUUUCCGGAAAGCUGAUUUCGGAGAUUCUAUGUUCUGGGUAUCUUGAGAAGCAAUGAGGAGGAGCGGUAACGCCGAAGAGUCUGUGACGGCGCUGCGGAAUCCUAGUCCUAUGAAGUCGGAGAGGCCACCGCUGCUGAAGAAGUCGAGAACCAUAACAUCGGACGACGAAUGUUCCACACCACACUUCCCCGGUCCCCUGUUCCCCGCCGUUCGUCGUAUCUCUUCGCUUCCUCCGUCCCCCGAACGCCACGAUCCAGAUGCGUCCGUAAGGCAAAGUAGUACCAGAAGCAGCAGCAAUGGUAAUAGUCUUAGCAACUUUGAUGGCGAUAGCGCAUCGGAAAGGGAUUGGGUUUACCCGUCGUUUCUUGGGCCACAUCCCGCUAGGAAUCAAAUGGUUACAGUGAAGCAGUCAAAGUCGCUGAGCAGAGGUGGCGGAAGAGUAGCAGGCGGGGAGCAGGGCAAGCAGGUGGAUGAGAUUCUUGAAAAGCAGCGGCCUGGGGCAACUAAAGAGGAGGAAGUGAGGAAUGUGGGGAGUCAAGUUUUGGUGACUAAUAAUUCAAGAGCACUGAGUCAGACCAGCACGGGGAGAACUCUCCAAUCGAAAUUGAAACGUUCCUUCAUCUUUUACUUGGUCAUUUUUAUUUGUGUACUCUCUGUAUGUUAUUCAUUUUACUUACGCAAUAAAGUUUUGAGGCUAGAGGAAGAGAACAUUAACCUUCGCAAAUGUUGUAAUGAUAAAGAUUUUUUUGUUGGUGCUGGCAACAACAUUGAAGUUUUGCUGACUCAGGAUGAUCCUUCAUUGCUGUCAUUUGAUGAUACUGACAGUAGAACUAUUGCUCUAUGUACUGUGGUCUUCACUCUUAUUAUGCCUUUUCUAUUGUACAAAUAUCUUGAUUAUCUUCCAAAAAUAAAAUCUCUCUCAAAAAUAACAAAGUCUGACAAGGAAGGGGUUCCCUUAAAGAAGAGAGUUGCAUAUAUGGUGGAUGUUAGUUUCUCUGUAUACCCAUAUGCAAAGUUGCUUGCACUGCUUUUUGCCACUAUAUUUCUUAUAGGAUUUGGUGGCCUAGCAUUGUAUGCAGUUAGUGAUGGUAGCUUAGCUGAAGCGCUUUGGCUUUCAUGGACUUUUGUGGCUGACUCUGGAAAUCAUGCUGAUAGAGUUGGAACUGGACCAAGGAUUGUUUCUGUCUCAAUAAGUGCAGGAGGCAUGCUCAUAUUUGCAAUGAUGCUUGGGCUUGUCUCAGAUGCCAUCUCAGAGAAGGUUGAUUCACUGCGGAAAGGGAAGAGUGAAGUCAUUGAAAAGAACCAUAUACUAAUUCUUGGAUGGAGUGAUAAAUUGGGUUCACUGUUAAAGCAACUAGCAAUAGCCAACAAAAGUAUUGGUGGUGGUGUAGUAGUUGUGCUUGCUGAAAGAGACAAGGAGGAAAUGGAGAUGGAAAUAGCAACGCUAGAAUUUGACUUUAUGGGGACAUCUGUUAUAUGCAGGAGUGGCAGUCCUUUAAUACUGGCUGAUCUAAAGAAGGUUUCAGUAUCAAAGGCUCGUGCUAUUAUUGUAUUAGCGUCUGAUGAAAAUGCAGAUCAGAGUGAUGCACGUGCCUUGAGGGUUGUACUUAGCCUAAAUGGAGUAAAAGAAGGGAUGGGGGGUCAUGCUGUGGUAGAGAUGAGUGAUCUUGACAAUGAGCCUCUAGUGAAGCUUGUUGGAGGAGAGCUUGUUGAAACAGUUGUGGCACAUGAUGUGAUUGGGCGCUUGAUGAUUCAGUGCGCUUUGCAACCUGGCCUUGCUCAGAUAUGGGAGGAUAUUUUGGGUUUUGAGAAUUGUGAGUUUUACAUCAAGAGAUGGCCACAAUUGGAUGGUCAGCGUUUUGGCGAUGUGCUUCUUUCAUUUCCUGAUGCAGUUCCUUGUGGAAUUAAGGUUACUACAGAUGGUGGGAAGAUAAAGAUAAUGUUAAAUCCAGAUGAUAAUUAUGUAUUAAGAGAAGGGGAUGAAAUCCUGGUUAUAGCUGAGGAUGAUGACACUUAUGCUCCAGGUCCCCUUCCAGAGGUAUGCCUGGGUUGUUGUCCAAAUUUAGCUGAUCCUCCAAAAUAUCCAGAGAAGAUACUAUUUUGUGGCUGGCGCCGUGAUAUUGAUGACAUGAUAAUGGUGCUAGAGGCAUUCCUUGCACCAGGUUCAGAGCUGUGGAUGUUUAAUGAGGUUCCAGAAAAAGAAAGAGAGAAGAAGCUGAUUGAUGGUGGACUAGAAAUUUCUGGAUUAGUGAACAUAAAACUUGUCCACCGCGUAGGGAAUGCUGUCAUCAAGCGCCAUUUAGAGAGUCUUCCUCUGGAGAUUUUUGAUUCUAUACUAAUUCUUGCAGAUGAGUCAGUAGAGGAUUCUGUUGUGCAUUCUGACUCAAGAUCUCUUGCCACCCUGCUCCUUAUUCGAGACAUACAGUCAAAACGUCUCCCUUAUAGAGAUACAAAAUCAAAUUCUUUACGGCUCUCUGGAUUUUCUCACAGUUCUUGGAUUCGGGAAAUGCAGCAAGCUUCAGACAAGUCAAUAAUCAUUAGUGAAAUUCUUGAUUCCAGGACAAGAAAUCUGGUAUCUGUAUCCAGAAUCAGUGAUUAUGUGCUAUCAAAUGAGUUGGUAAGUAUGGCUUUAGCAAUGGUGGCUGAAGACAAGCAAAUUAACCGUGUUCUUGAGGAACUAUUUGCAGAGCAGGGAAAUGAGAUGUGUAUCAAACCGGCAGAAUUCUACCUUUUUGACCAGGAAGAGCUCUGUUUCUAUGAUAUAAUGACCCGAGGUCGCCAAAGACAAGAAAUUGUUAUUGGUUAUCGACUUGCAAACACUGAUCAUGCCAUAAUUAACCCUCCAAAUAAAUCAGAACAACAAAAAUGGUCUCUUGAUGAUGUUUUUGUGGUCAUCUCCUCAGGUUUCCUGAAUCAGAGAUGAUGCUAUUCUAAUGCCUAAUCCAGUAAUCAUUAUCCACAACCAUUCCACAGCUCUAAUUGUUGCAUCCACAAUUGUAACUUUGUAAUGUGGAUAUUUUCAGGACAGACUACAGAGAAGGUAGAAGUCUUAGUGUUAACGCGGC
Rubroshorea leprosula is the source of this 3155-nucleotide messenger RNA. The record is from the annotation of a GenBank genome assembly. Lineage: Eukaryota; Viridiplantae; Streptophyta; Magnoliopsida; Malvales; Dipterocarpaceae.